AUGGAUAUUAAAAACAAGACACGAGUGACCAUGUUUGAGUUUUCUGGACUGACUGAUGAUGAAGAACUUGUCCCGUUCCUCUUCACAUUCUUUUUUCUGGUUUAUAUGGUGACCAUAGUAGGAAAUAUGGGGAUGUUAGCCGUUGUCUGUGUAUGCUCCAGCCUUCACACUCCGAUGUAUUACUUCUUGGGUAGCCUUUCUCUGGUGGAUAUUUUGUACUCCUCAGUUAUCACUCCGAAUUUGUUGUCUCACUUCCUUUCCUCAAAGAAGUCCAUAUCAUUUCUUGGCUGUGCCCUCCAGUUUUACUUCUUUUGCUCGCUGGUAUGCAGUGAGACUCUUCUUCUCUCCACCAUGUCCUAUGACCGCUAUGUGGCUAUCUGCCACCCUCUCCACUACACCUUGAUAAUGACCAAGAAGAAAUGUUUCGGUUUAGUCUUUUCUUCUUCUUUUGUUAGCUUCUUACAAUCAGUUGUGCAGACCAGUUGUGUGUUCAGUCUUCCAUUCUGUGGAUCAAACCAUAUUGACCAUUUCUACUGUGACAUCGCGCCGCUGCUCAAAUUGUCCUGCUCCAGCACUCUUCAUUGUAAUAUUGUGACUGGCAUCCUUGUAGCAGUCUGUGGAAUGUAUACAAUGAUGACAAUCUUCCUCUCAUAUACUUUCAUAUUUAUCUCAAUUUUUAGAAUGGCAUCCACUAAGGGCAGACAGAAGGCCUUCAGUACAUGCUCCUCACAUAUUAUUUGUGUCUUGAUCUUCAUGACAGCCGUCUUUUUUGUCUAUCUGCGUCCUCAUUCAGGGACCUUUGACAAACAAGACAAAAUGGCUUCUGUCUUCUAUACAAUAAUUACUCCAAUGCUGAAUCCCCUUAUCUACGGCCUGAGGAACCAAGAGGUGAAGCGGAUCUUUGUCCAAACAAUUCUGAAGUAUUUCUGA
Molecule: messenger RNA, 930 nt
Organism: Nanorana parkeri
Lineage: Eukaryota; Metazoa; Chordata; Amphibia; Anura; Dicroglossidae
Product: olfactory receptor 1019-like
Exons: 1
Coding region: 1-930 (309 amino acids)
Biological process (GO): G protein-coupled receptor signaling pathway; sensory perception of smell
Cellular component (GO): membrane
Molecular function (GO): olfactory receptor activity; G protein-coupled receptor activity; odorant binding
Source: RefSeq, a predicted model, not a curated record